Engraulis encrasicolus (European anchovy) is the source of this 1625-nucleotide messenger RNA. Its product is annotated as RING finger protein 17-like. Bases 111 to 1625 code for a protein of 504 amino acids. The transcript is spliced from 16 exons. Lineage: Eukaryota; Metazoa; Chordata; Actinopteri; Clupeiformes; Engraulidae. The record is from RefSeq and is a predicted model, not a curated record.
UGAUGUUGAUUAAAAGAGGAACAUAGGACACAAACAGUUGGGAGGAGGAGGAAAACCUCCCGCACCGUCUCCAAUGUGCCCAUAUAUAUUGCGCUAAUUGUCUGACCACCAUGCUGCUGGAGUCCCCAUCGAACACAAUCACAUGCCCGGAGUGCAAGAGGAUCACUUGUGUGAAUGGAGAAGGACUUGAUGGGCUGCAGGUAGACAUCCAGACCAUCGGGCUUGUUUACACUGCCAAAACCAGGAGGGGCCGAGAAGAAAUUCAGAAUGCCAACACUGAAAACAACACCGGUGCUGCAUCACCCCAACAGGACAAGGAAGUGACAUUGAAGAGAGCAUUGGAUGAUGCCCUUGCUGAAGCAAUUAAAAAUCAAAGCGAGUUGCAGAGUGUUUAUGAGGAUUUGGUCAAUGGACUGCAGAGUCAAAUUAUGACAGAAAAGAUGCGUUUGAAGUCAGAGAUCACAGAGAUGACCAAAAAAGCAGUGGCCCUACUUCAGGAAAGGAAGAUGACAUUGAUGGCAGAGCUGGAUCAGCUGGAGCAUGUGUUCUCAGAAAGUCAUGCCAUGCUGCAGAAGGUUGAGGAAAAGAAGAAAUGCAUCGAGAGUGCUAUUGCGGAGGCCAAAAGCCUACAGCUACCUCUGCUCCAAGAGCAUUGCGGUACAGAGAAGGUCCUAGAAGCGCUGCUUGCUCCUGUUGAUAUGCAGACUUUUGAUAUGAGCUGUCUUAACAAGUACUCAGGACUCCGCUGCUGUCUUGACAAAGAUAGUCUGAAACAGAGUCUCAGCAUCAACCAAGGCAAAGCUACUAGUGUGCCAAUAGAGAGUGCAGAGCGAUCAAGAAGAUCGUCUGAAAGUCCAGUGGAUUCUCAAAGUCACUCAAAGCAGGAGAGCAGGGGGCCUGUAACUACUCCUCCGAACUCUGGUCCAGAUGUCAUAAUUGAAAAGAUUGAGGACGGCUCAGUAGGGUCGUGUCCAACUCCUGUGCAGCAUAGUCUGAAACAGAUUCUCAGCAUCAACCAAGGCAACGGUACUAGUGUGCCAAUAGAGAGUGCAGAGCGAUCAAGAAGAUUGUCUGAAAGUCCAGUGGAUUCUCAAAGUCACUCAAAGCAGGAGAGCAGGGGUCCUGUAAAUACUCAUCCGAACUCUGGUCCAGAUGUCAUAAUUGAAAAGAUUGAGGACGGCUCAGUAGCAACUCCUGUACAGCCCACCCCUGUGCCUAAGCAGGAUAGUAAGAGGAAUCGCCCUCCGAAGUUGAAAGAGCCCCCACGAAGUAAAGACAAAGUGUGUGUGUCCUGGGUUGUCGUCUCUCACGUGGUCAAUCCUGGUCACUUCUAUGUGCGCUACGUGUCGGAAGCAGGCACAGAAGAGCAGUUACACCGCAUAGUCAACAGCUUCUGCUUUGGGACAAAAGGCCUGCUAUGCCCUGAGCACACCAUCACUAAAGGUGAUAUGCUGUUUGCGUUCCAUGAGCCUGAUGGGUGGCAGAGAGUCAAAGUCCUUGACGUGCACCAGCAUGGGUCUGCGAAGACUGUCAGACAGUGCAACGCCACAGAAGUCUCGCGGCUUGACGUUUUUUUCCUUGACCGUGGCUUUCAGAAGAUCCUUGAAAUUCAAAGGUAUACUUAA